UCUUGAAUAAAUAUACUCCUACUAUUGGGGCAAGUCGUCCUGACCAUCAGCAGUUAUGAACAUUAUCACGAUGGUUUCAUCUACCUUCUUCAUACUUUCUCUCAUUUUCUCCUCUUCCUAUGCUCUUAUGCAAGAUUUCUGUGUAGCAGACUACAAAGCUCCUACAAGCCCUGCAGGAUACUCUUGCAAAAACCCUUCCGAUGUUAAGGUAGACGAUUUUGUGUUCUCCGGCUUAGGAGUGCCUAGUAACAGCUCAAACAUAAACAAAGUCGGAAUCAAAGCUGCAUUUGUUGCUCAAUAUCCUGGCCUCAACGGCCUCGGUCUUGCGCUCGCUCGGGGCGAUUUCGAAGUUGGUGGAGUUGUUCCUUUGCACACGCAUUUCGCUUCAGAGGCCAUACUUGUUGCGGAAGGCAAAGUUAUAGCCGGGUUCAUCGCCUCGGAUAACAAAGCUUAUGUGAAAACUCUGAAGAAGGGUGAUGUUAUGGUCUUACCUCGUGGUUUGCUUCACUUCCAAGUAAAUGCAGGUGAUACUCGAGCUCUUGUGUUUGCUACCUUCAGUAGUGAUGACCCAGGUGUGCAGUAUCUGGAGAAUGCACUGUUCCAAAACGACUUCCAUACUGAUUUGAUAGCUAAGACUACUCUCCUUGACACUGCUGAGAUUAAGAAACUUAAGGCUCUUCUUGGUGGUACUAAUUGAAGCACUGUAAACCCCACAGU
This is a messenger RNA of Argentina anserina (silverweed cinquefoil), 717 nucleotides long. Its product is annotated as auxin-binding protein ABP19a-like. The record is from RefSeq and is a predicted model, not a curated record. The coding region runs from base 56 to 697 and encodes 213 amino acids. Gene Ontology annotation, cellular component: cell wall. NCBI's taxonomy places the organism in Eukaryota, Viridiplantae, Streptophyta, Magnoliopsida, Rosales, Rosaceae. The transcript has a single exon. Gene Ontology annotation, molecular function: manganese ion binding.